This is a messenger RNA of Egretta garzetta (little egret), 3837 nucleotides long. Its product is annotated as platelet glycoprotein V. Gene Ontology annotation, cellular component: extracellular matrix. The coding region runs from base 1136 to 3112 and encodes 658 amino acids. Lineage: Eukaryota; Metazoa; Chordata; Aves; Pelecaniformes; Ardeidae. The transcript is spliced from 3 exons. The record is from RefSeq and is a predicted model, not a curated record. Gene Ontology annotation, molecular function: protein binding.
UGUUUUGUCUUUUUAUUAAAACCACAAAUUCCUUCUCUCCAAAUCAUCUUCAACUUGCUAAACUUUCAGAAAAGUCUUCUUCGGUAUUUUUUGGAAAAUGAUAAAAAUACUAACUCUUGAUCAGUCUGUUUUGAUCAGAUGCAACUGACCGGUUCAGACACUUCCAAGAUUUGGGAGGGGUUCUGGGAUCUGGAGAAGUCAUGAUUCUGUAGAGAUCCUUUAGAGAAGAAAGUCGGUUCCUUUAGAGUAGUUGUGGAAGGAGGGCCCCAAACUCCCUGGCUGUCUGGGAUCCGUUUGAAUUGUGUGUAUUCUAUGAUGGAAUCUGAGGUUUUGGUUUGGUGUUUUUUUUCUUUAAUUCCUGUGGAGACAACUCCAUUCCAGCAUUGUUUUAAUACAGGGGAAUUUUUCAGGUCAGGCCUAAUUCCCUUGUGCUGUUCUAUAAGGCAGUAUGGACAGUGUCCCCCACUGCUCAUGUUGCAGUUUCCGCAGUGUUGAACAUACUGUGCCAAUGGGGAAUUUAAAAGUGGUGCUAAAUGGUUUGGAAGACUUUUUCCUGGAAGUUGGGGGUUUAAGCUAUUAGCGCUUGCUCCUCCUAAAUAUCAUGCAUGUAGUGUACUAUCCUCUAGUCCAGCUGUCAACCCUUUUCCUGAUUUCUUUUUUUUUGUUGUUGCUUUUUGGGGGGUGGAGCAGGAGGAAGGGAGAAGUGGUUUUCUUAACAUUCAUUCAACAGAGCAAUGUAAAAGUCUUAUUAUCCUGGCUUCUUAGGGUCAUAAACAUCGAACGACAUCGGUAGCUUUUAAGGGGUCUGCAACUGUGGACUUGGAUAAAUUUAUUAAUCAUGAACUUGAGUCAGUUGGCUAAUUUCCGUCAAUAUUGAUUUUACAAGAUCUUUGUAGCAUGGAAUAAUUGAAGAAUAAUUCUUAGCUGCAAUCUUUCAGGCUUUAGGUUUUGUUGGCCUGUGACUAGAGAAGACUUGGAAGAACAGAAGCCAAGUGGGUCAACCCUGGAUUGCUUAGCCAAAGGGUUAAAUAGAAAACUAUUCAUUCCUUACUCAAAUUGCUUUGACUCCAAUCCUACAAGGAAGUAAAAGUCAGAGCAGCCUUGUGAAGCUAAUGUUUCUGGCACCGCAGCAAGGAUGUUGGUGUUUCAUUUGUCGGUGAUGAUCAAGCUUUUCUUCCAGUUGGAUGCAACUAUUUGUCCUGAGAAAUGCAACUGCCCUUCAAAAAAUGCAAUUCAUUGCUCUGGUCCCCACAUAAAAGACCUGGAAUCGUUAAAUCUGCCUUGCAACGUGACAGAAAUUCACAUAACGGACACUAAUGUAACAUACUUGCAGGACGUGUUUUCUAGGAUGGUGGAACUGCAGCAUCUCAUCUUGUCUUCAAACAACAUCUCUCUGAUUUCACCGAUGGCUUUUAAAGGCUUGGGAAGGCUAAAAGCCCUGAAGUUGCUGGAUAAUAAGCUGGUGGAACUUCCUGCAGAAGUGUUUGAUGACAUGGUACAGCUUCAGCAAUUAAUCAUUGAAAACAACAGGUUGAAAUCCAUCAAAGAAAAUGCGUUUGGCAAACUAGCUAGUUUGGAGGAGCUUUUUUUGAACAAAAACCAACUAACAGCACUUCCUAGUGGCGUGCUGAAGAAACUUGCCAAACUCAAAGUACUGAACUUGUCAAGAAACUGUUUGGCAGCACUGCCUAGAAAUAUAUUUAGUGCAUUAACCAGGCUUGAGAAGCUGAUGCUGUAUUUUAACAGGCUGUCUUCAAUAGAGUCUGGUAUGUUUGAUAGCCUGAAGGAGCUGUUGGAACUCUUCCUGCAUUCUAAUAACAUCCAGUCCAUCGCCCAUGAUGCAUUUCAUAGUCUUCAUAAACUGAGAAGCCUAACGCUCUCCAGAAACAAGCUUGAAGUUUUGCCUACUGGGCUCUUUCUGCACUUGCAUGGCCUGUCUAAAUUGACCUUGUACAGCAACCCGCUGAAGUCUCUUCCAGAAGUAUUAUUUGGAGAAAUGAGGCAUCUUGGUAGCCUGUGGCUGUAUCACACAAAGCUCUCAACAAUACCAGAUUUUGUGUUCAGUAACUUGACAAAUUUAGAGCUUCUUGUGCUGAGUUUUAAUCCGGAGCUUAGUGUUCUUCCUAAGAAUGUAUUCAGUGGUCUGAAUGAACUGCGGGGCCUUUCUCUGCAUACAAAUAAUAUUUCCAGUCUGCCAGAGGGCAUCUUCCAGAGCCUUCAGAAACUACAGAACAUUUCCCUUUUUCAGUCGAGGCUUGAGGCUCUUCCUAGAAACCUCUUUCAUAAUCUCAAGCACCUUCAGAAGGUUUACCUCAAUAGUACUAAGCUGCAGUCUCUUCCUGGAGAUUUCUUUACUGCUUUACCUGAGCUGCAAGAAGUCUUCCUUGACAACAACCCGUGGAAAUGCGAUUGCCAAAUUCUUGGCUUCCAGGAGUGGCUCCAGAAGAGCAUGGAGAUAGUUAAAAAUGUGCAAUCUCUAAUGUGUGACAGCCCACUGGCACUACAGAAUAUUUCUCUGGUGGCUCUAGCUGAUCAUCACCUGACAUGCCUGCCAACCACAGCCAUUACAUACCAGACAUUCCGCUCAACCUAUUCCCAGGCUUCAACUUCUCUUGUGAUGGAGCGCUUGACAUCAUCUUGGGAGACUACUGUAGCAGUGGUGUCCGACCUGGAUGCCAGCACACCCACAGCAAUUCCUCUUGCAACUCCAGGUUUUACCUACUCACAUGUUCAAGACAUUGGACAACCUAGGUUUCGUUUCUCAGAUGGUCCAACUCAAGCUUCUCCCAGCGUCAUAGGAGAAACCAAUGGUGUCAGAGGAACAGAUUUAACUACUCUUGCCUGGUGGGAUGAGCUGCCAGCCCGCAGGAGUGCUAAGCCCUAUUUUAAUACCAGAAUUCCUUAUUGUCAGCUAUUCUUGUGCCUUCACACUUUGAUUUUAGCACUCCAGAGCGUAACCAUUGUGCUCGGUCUGUAUGUGAUGGGUAUAACCAGGCAGCUCUUGCAUACCAGAAAUACUCCUGCUCAGCCUGUAGUUCUGAUAAAAUUUUUAAGAUCAUCAAGAAUCCCAGCCAAAGAGGGGAUUGGCAGCACUGGUUUGGAUGCAUUUUGAGUGUUUGGGCAGUUCACACUUGAUUCAAAUAUGGAUUACAAAUCUUUGUAGUAAGAACCAUAAAGACCUUGUUUUUGCAGCAUAAUGAAAAUGCUCUUUUAAUGUGCCUUGCAGUGUUUGCCAGAAGCGAUUGUAAACGUACGUUGCUACAGCACGCGGUGCAUGAACCCAGAGGGAGAGCUGAAAGGAAAUCUGGUCACCUCUGCGUGUGUGCUGCUAGCGUCCUGCUUUGGAGUGCAGCCCUGCCCCUGCUGGACACCACUGCCUGCUGCGUGCUGGCGCCGCUCCGGUGGGAGCGGCAUCAAUGGAGGGAAGUCUAUGUAGGAACACAGCUUUAACUGUGCUUUAAAGGUUGCCUGUAGUACUCCAAAUGCUAUUACGCAUUAUACUGCCUGCAGUGUUUUGUCUCCUUAUUGAGAGAAGAAAUAGUGUUUUGGGGAGGGGCUGCUGGAAAAGACCUUUUAAAAAUGGAGAUGGGAGCAGAAUGAUAUGGUGCAGAUGUCUUAGUUUUUGCAUUCUGUCCUCAGCCCCUUUCCAGGACAUGGCAGGAGGAAGGGGUACCAUUUAAAGCUAACGGUGCUUUCCUCUAGCUUACCCAGAGAAAGAUAAGAAAGAUGCUGGGCUAGGAAGUAUAAUCUUGAUGUAUUUUGUUGUUUGCUUGUUUUUUGGAAACUUUAUAAUGUUACUACAAAUCUGAAUUUUAAGUAAAUGCUUUCAUCCUUAAA